AGCGCGGCGGCCGGGUUCGCGGGAAGGAUACACCCAGUGACAAGACACUUUCUCAGCCGCCUCUGCUGCAUCUCACCUCCUGUGCUGCCAAAGCCCUCCUCACGAGGCUGGAGAUGCCCCAACACGCCAUGGGGGACAAGCAUCGCCUCUCCCUCCCGAAGCUCCUCCUCACCAGCCCGUCCUCAGGCACAGACAGCGGGUGCGACACUCCACCCAGCAGCAGAGCGUCCCCGGCCUCUCUGCGCACUGCCCACGGACCCCUGGGCUCCUCCAGCCAACCCCUGUUUGAGCCCCAGGUGGAGAAGCGGAGUCCCCAGACAGCCCGUGAGGUGCAGUACGUGUCUUCGGGGCCACAGAACACACGGUGUGGCUGGCAAGCCUUCACUCCUGAGUGCCUGCAGGUCUUCAACACCCCCAAGGGCUUCCUGUUUUUCCUGUGUGCAGCCUCCUUCCUUCAGGGCAUGACAGUGAAUGGCUUUAUCAAUACUGUCAUCACCUCCAUUGAGCGUCGCUUCAAUCUGCACAGCUACCAGAGUGGGCUCAUCGCCAGCUCCUAUGACAUUGCUGCCUGCCUUUGCCUCACCUUUGUCAGCUACUUCGGGGGCAAUGGGCACAAGCCACGCUGGUUGGGCUGGGGCGUGCUGGUCCUGGGAAUUGGUUCCCUGGUGUUUGCACUACCCCAUUUCACUGCCGGCCACUAUGAGGUAGAGAUGGAUGAUGGGGUGGGGACAGGGACAUGCCUGGCCAAUCGCAGUCACGUGGAGUGUAAGGACAGUACUUCAGGCCUGUCCAGCUACCGGCUGAUCUUCAUGCUGGGCCAGCUCCUACAUGGCAUGGGUGCCACACCCCUCUACACACUGGGUGUCACCUACCUGGAUGAGAAUGUCAAGUCAAGCUAUUCACCCAUCUAUAUUGCCAUCUUUUACACGGCAGCCAUCCUUGGACCUGCGGCAGGCUACCUGAUUGGAGGAGCCAUGCUAAAUAUUUACACAGAAGUGAGCCAACGGACGGAGCUGACCACUGACAGCCCACUGUGGGUUGGUGCCUGGUGGAUUGGCUUCCUGGGAGCUGGGAUUGCUGCAUUCCUCAUUGCCAUCCCCAUCCUUGGCUAUCCCCGGCAGCUACCAGGCUCCCAGCGCUACGUCAUUAUGAGAGCAGCUGAAACGCAGCAGCUGAAAGACCACAGCCACAGAGCAGUGAGCAAUCCGGCUUUUGGCAAGACUGUCAGAGACCUGCCCCUCUCCAUCUGGCUCCUCCUAAGGAACCCCACAUUCGUCCUGCUCUGCCUGGCAGGAGCUACUGAAGCCACGCUCAUUGCUGGCAUGUCCACAUUCGGUCCCAAGUUCUUCGAGGCCCAGUUCAGCUUGAGUGCCUCAGAGGCUGCCACUUUGUUCGGAUACCUGGUGGUGCCAGCGGGCGGUGGCGGCACACUCCUGGGUGGCUUCCUGGUGAACAGGUUCAAGCUGCGUGGCUCCGGGAUCAUCAGGUUCUGUCUGUUCUGCACCUUGAUCAGCCUGCUGGUCUUCUUGGUCUUCCUCACUCACUGCCCCAACGUGCCCAUGGCAGGUGUGACCACUGGUUAUGUUGGGAGCCUCCUGCCUGAAGGCCACAUGGAUCUGAAGGCGGCUUGCAACGCCCUCUACUGCUGCCAGCCAGAGCACUACAGCCCCCUGUGCGGCUCCGAUGGCACCAUGUACUACUCUCCCUGCUACGCAGGCUGCCCUGAGGGUGCUGGGACAGACCUGGGUGGCCAGAAGGUAUACCAAGGCUGUAGCUGUGUCCUUGAGGUUCCCUCUGGCUUGGGCAAUGCCACCGCAGGGAAGUGCGCUUCCACCUGUCAGAGAAAGCCCCUCCUUCUGGUUCUGGUGUUCCUUGUAAUUGUCUUUACAUUCCUCAGCAGCAUUCCCGCCCUGACGGCUACUCUACGGUGUGUCUGUGAUCGGCAAAGGUCCUUUGCCCUGGGGAUCCAGUGGAUCGUCGUGAGAACGCUAGGCAGUAUUCCAGGUCCCAUUGCCUUUGGCUGGGUGAUUGACAAGGCCUGCCUGGUGUGGCAGAACCAGUGUGGCCACCAGGGCUCCUGCUUUGUGUACCAGAACGCAACCAUGAGUCGCUACAUGCUCAUUGCGGGACUCCCUUUCAAGGGCGGCAAUGCUGAGGACCCUGCAAAACCUCACACUGCAUUCUGGGGCCUCUCACUGUUCAAUACUGUGACUGAGCAGCCUCAGAGACACUAAGGAGGAAGAAGCGUCACAUAGGAACCAGAAACAUUCCCCAAGCCCUGGAGUCUCUAGGGGUCACUACAUUUCAUAGACUGUCAGCCACCUGGUCCUGACUUCCUGUGCCUACUGAGAAGACCCAUGCAGGGCAGCAGUACCCUGGGUGGCAUGAUCCUGUGGAGCCAGCUAUUUGGUGUUUUGCUUGAAUCUGCUUUUACUGCCUGUCCUGGAAGCCUGGUGGCCUCUGUGCUGGGCGGGAGCGACUUGAAUCAUUAUGUCUGGACGUAUAUUUUGCACUGAAAGGCGUUUAUGGAAUCAAUUUUGUACCUGAUCGUGCGACUUGUGUCCAAGCAAACUGCAGUGAGGGUGUGAUCCCAUCUGAGGUGCCACACAGGUUGCGUGAACAAUGUGUUUCUAUGGUUUUUUUGGUUAAGAGUGUGUACAUAAUAUAUUUUAAUAUUUA
Psammomys obesus (fat sand rat) is the source of this 2679-nucleotide messenger RNA. RefSeq names its product solute carrier organic anion transporter family member 4A1 (gene Slco4a1). Gene Ontology annotation, molecular function: protein binding. The transcript is spliced from 12 exons. Gene Ontology annotation, cellular component: membrane. The record is from RefSeq and is a predicted model, not a curated record. Gene Ontology annotation, biological process: sodium-independent organic anion transport; transmembrane transport. Bases 114 to 2234 code for a protein of 706 amino acids. NCBI's taxonomy places the organism in Eukaryota, Metazoa, Chordata, Mammalia, Rodentia, Muridae.